Molecule: messenger RNA, 708 nt
Organism: Colletotrichum orchidophilum
Lineage: Eukaryota; Fungi; Ascomycota; Sordariomycetes; Glomerellales; Glomerellaceae
Product: oxidoreductase
Exons: 1
Coding region: 1-708 (235 amino acids)
Biological process (GO): secondary metabolite biosynthetic process
Cellular component (GO): nucleus; cytoplasm
Source: RefSeq, a predicted model, not a curated record
AUGGGCCUCGCCAAAAAACCCUCCAAAGCAAUCCUCUGCAUGCACGGCGGCGGAGCCUCCCCCGACAUCUUCCGCUUCCAGACCUCCUCCCUGCGCGCCGCCCUGGCCCACGAGUACGACUUCUUCUACGCGUCCGCACCGCACAUCGCCACGCCCGGGCCCGGCGUGCUCCCCUUCUUCGCGGGCAUGGACCCGUUCUACAGCUGGUUCAGGCCGGUGCACGACGACGACGACAACGACGACGCCGCCGCCUCGGAAAUCGUCCUCUUCAACAAGGCGGUGCGCAAGAGCGUCGAGACGUACACGAACAACAACCCCGGCGUCAAGAUUGUUGGCCUCCUGGGCUUCUCCCAGGGCGCGGUCGCGUCCACCAUGCUCUUGUGGCAGCGGCAGGUCGGGCGGGUGACGUGGCUGCCCGACGUCAAGUUCGGCGUCUUGCUGUGUCCCGGGUACAGUGCGGUCGCUACUGGGUACAUGCGGGCCGUCUGCGAGCAGGAGGACCGCGGCGAUGAGGGGAUUGUGGUUGAGUUACCGACGCUGCAUUUGCAUGGACGUCAGGAUGUCGUGAAUCUGCCGCAAUCGAGGAGGAUGUACGCGACUCAUUACAAGGGCGCCAGGUUGGAUGAGUUUGACGGUGAGCAUGAGGUGCCCAGGAGGAUUGGGGAUGUCAAAAAGGUUGUGGAAUAUGUGCUGGGGAUCCCUGUGUAG